AUGAAAGAGUUUCGCGAGGGGGUAAACAGAAAAAUUUCCUACAAUGAACGAUCGAUCAUCAGUGACAUCCUAAGACUUCCAACCCUUCUUGACCUCACUUAUUUCUUAGUCAUCAUCAAGCAAAUGACCAUGUUUUUGCAUUGGAGACAAAUCAAAAAUAUCACUGAUGUAGAGAAUAUCGCCGAUCUACCAGAGCAUAUUCAAAAACUUCCUGAGCAUGUUGGAAUAUUCUCAUUCUCGUGCCGCAUGCCGGGUGCCGAAGGAAGCGAAGAGUUCGAUUUCGACUACUGCAAAGAUUGGUGGAAUAACUUGAAAACAUGGGAAAAAGUGGUGACUGUAGCGAUGGUGGUGGCAGCAGUUGUAGAGUUGUUUGCCCUGGUCUGGGACGUACUUUCAGCGCUGGCCUGCUGUUGUAAGUCGGCAUUACUGACUCCGCUGACAUUAGCCGCUUUUUGCGCAACUGUCGCUCUCGCUGUGGCCGUCGGCGUUUACGGGUACAAGAACAAAGAAGCAUUUGAAGGUGUAAAGGAUCUUGACGACAUCAAGAGCAAGCUCGAUAGUGAGGCAAGUUGCUUUUUUCGAGUGUCUACUUACCAGUAA
Cylicostephanus goldi is the source of this 600-nucleotide messenger RNA. Lineage: Eukaryota; Metazoa; Nematoda; Chromadorea; Rhabditida; Strongylidae. The record is from the annotation of a GenBank genome assembly.